AUGGAGUCUCAGGUGCGCCAGAACUUCCACCGGGAGUGUGAGGCUGCUAUCAACUGUGUUGUGAAUUUGGAGCUGCGUGCUAGCUAUGUCUUCAUGUCUAUGUCUUGCUACUUUGACCGUGAUGAUGUGGCCCUGAGGCACAUGGCCCAGUUCCUGAUGGAGCAGUCCCAUGAGCACAAGGAGCAUGCAGAGAAGUUUCUGCAAUACCAGAACAAGCGAGGGGGACGCAGUGUCCUGCAGGACAUAGAGAAGCCAGAGCGGGAUGAGUGGGGAAACAGCCUGGAGGUCUUGCAGCAUGCUCUGCAGCUGGAGAAGACCUUGAACCAGGCCCUGCUGGACCUGCAUAAAGUGGCUACAGAGCAGAAUGAUCCUCAUCUUUGUGACUUCCUGGAGUCUGACUACUUGGAGGAGCAGGUGAAGGCCAUCAAGCAGCUGGGAGACCACCUCACCAACCUGAAGCGCCUGGGAGUACCCCAGAAUGGCAUGGGAGAGUACCUGUUUGACAAGCUCACCCUGGGGGAGAGCAGCUGA
Molecule: messenger RNA, 531 nt
Organism: Trachemys scripta elegans
Lineage: Eukaryota; Metazoa; Chordata; Testudines; Emydidae
Product: ferritin heavy chain A-like
Exons: 4
Coding region: 1-531 (176 amino acids)
Biological process (GO): intracellular iron ion homeostasis; iron ion transport
Cellular component (GO): cytoplasm
Molecular function (GO): ferrous iron binding; ferric iron binding
Source: RefSeq, a predicted model, not a curated record